CGGAAGACUGGACAAAGAAAUCAGCAAACCAUCCCUCUCUUCUAGACGAUGGAAAAAAGCUGAGGCUGUCUGAAUUCAGUUCUCCUGCUCCAAUUUCUGGCAGGAUUGCACUGAUGGACUUCCAAUGCCAAUCAAGGUCACUUUUGUUAUUACCCAUUACCAUUGUGUGACGUUAAAAUCAAACCCCUUGGCGCCGUGGGCCAGUUUUUCGACUCCCGAAAAGUACUGAACCCCACCACGUUCUUCGCAACGCACAAAAUCUCGUCAAUUAUCCCGACGACCAAGAUCCCUAGCCCCGCGGCAGCGCAUCGAUAAACACCACAUCAGGGACGCAUUCAGUGUCGCAGCAACCUUAAGAUAGCGUAUUUAUUGACUGCCCAGCAUGGCGCCGUCCUUCGACAAGUUGCGCGAGGAGGACCUCGACGAAGAGGAUAUCGACAUGGACGAGGUUGACAUCUCCGAUCUCCGCGAAAAAUAUGAGGUCCAGCUCGAGCAGGGCUACGACACCUUCGUUGUCAUCGACGGCCUGCCCGUCGUCAACCAGGAGCAAAAGCCGCGACUCAUCAAAUUCCUGCUGAAGAGGCUCAACACGGUCGGCCGGACCAGCGAGGACGCCAUCUACAUGCCCAUGGGCGACGACGGCAUGUCGCUGAGGUUCGCCUUUGUUGAAUUUUCCUCGGCCGCCGAGGCCGCUGCUGCUGUCCGCCAGCUCGACGAUGCCCCGCUCGACAAGAAGCACACGCUGCGCGUCAACAAGCUCACCGAUAUCGACCGCUAUGGCCGCGAAGGCCGCAUCGACGAGGAGUACACGCCGCCCCAGAUUGAGCCAUUCCAAGAAAAGGAGCACCUCCGGUGGUUCAUGGCGGAUCCCAGCGGGCGCGGCAGGGACCAGUUCGUCAUGUUCCGGGGGGACACGGUGGGCGUGUUCUGGAACAACGAGAAGGACCAGCCAGAGAACAUUGUCGACCGGCAACAAUGGACAGAGACCUUCGUACAAUGGUCUCCGCUGGGAACCUAUCUCACAUCCGUGCAUGCGCAGGGCGUGCUGCUCUGGGGCGGCGCUUCGUGGUCGCGGUUGAGGCGGUUCGCUCACCCCUUCGUCAACCUUGUCGCUUUCUCGCCAAACGAAAAGUAUAUGGUCACAUGGUCCAACAGGCCCAUCUCCAUUCCCGACAGCGGUCACCCCGCUCUUUCAGUCGACGACGACGGCAAGAACUAUGUUAUUUGGGACAUCGAGACGUCCAAGCCCCUCCGGUCGUUCGCCCAGCAAGACACACCAGCGGGCGAGGAACAAGGCGCCAAGAAGCCGGCCAAGUUUCCCUGGCCUGCGUUCAAGUGGUCUGCCGACGACAAGUACGUGGCCAGGCUCAACCAGGGCACCUCCAUCUCCGUGUAUGAGCUCCCGAGGAUGAAUCUCCUGGACAAGACGGCUAUCAAGAUCGAGGGGGUGAUGGACUUUGAGUGGGCGCCCGCCACCCCCCGCCGGGAGGGUGUCAAGGAAUAUGAGCAGCUCUUGUGCUUCUGGACGCCUGAAAUUGGCAGUAACCCCGCUAGGGUCGCUCUGAUGAGCAUCCCUUCCAAGCAGAUUGUCCGCUCCCUCAACCUCUUCAACGUCUCAGAUGCCAAGCUCCAUUGGCAAUCCGACGCCUCGUACAUCUGCGUCAAGGUCGACCGACACUCCAAGUCCAAAAAGUCGCUUGCGACCACGCUCGAGAUCUUCCGCGUUAGGGAGAAGGGCGUUCCCGUCGAAGUUGUUGACACCAUUAAGGACACGGUCAUUAACUUCGCCUGGGAACCCAAGGGUGAUCGGUUCGUCAUCAUCACCACGACCGAGCCCGUCGGCGCCACCGCUGUGCCGCCCAAGACGGCCGUUUCGUUCUUCUGCCCAGAAAAGGCAAAGGGCAACGCAGUCGGCAACUUCAAGCACCUACGGACGCUCGAAAAGAAGAACAGCAACGCCAUCUACUGGUCGCCCAAGGGCCGCUUCGUCGUCAUCGCCACCGUUGCCAACACGCAGAGCUCCGACCUCGACUUCUUCGACGUCGACUUCGAGGGCGACAAGCCCGAGGCCGAGAAGGACCUGACUGCCAACCUGCAGCUCAUGAACACGUCCGAGCACUAUGGCAUUACCGAUGUCGAGUGGGAUCCCUCGGGCCGCUACGUCGCCACUUGGGCGUCGGCGUGGAAGCACUCCAUGGAAAACGGCUACCACCUCUACGACUUCAAGGGCGAGCUGCUGCGCGAGGAGGCCCUCGAGAAGUUCAAGCAGUUCGCCUGGCGUCCCCGCCCGCCGACACUGCUGUCUAAGGAGGAGCAGAAGCAGAUUCGCAAGAACCUGCGCGAGUACUCGCGCGUAUUCGACGUCGAGGAUCAAGAGCGCAUCAGCAGUGCCGACGUGGCCGUCGUCGAGGCCCGCCGCCGCCUGCUCAACGAAUGGUAUGCCUGGCGGGAGGAGGUCGAGCGCGACCUGACUGAAGAGCGUGCUGCGCUUGGCUUGCCCGAGAACCCUGUUGAGGAGUUGCUGAAGGAGAAGACGGCUGCUGCGGUGGCGCAUGUGGCUAAGGCGGAUGGUGGUGAGAAACAAGAGGAGCAGGUUGUUGAGGAGCUUACGGAGGAGGUGCUUGAGGAGACGGAGGAGGUAGUUAACUAGACCUCAGACCUCGUCCAUUCCAUACGGCUCCACCUUAGGAAGGAGAAAAGAGAUAGGAUUGAGGCUGAGGCUGGGUGGGUGGGGUUGGUCAAGAAGGCUGGAGCAACGUGAAUUCUGACUGUGUUUGUUUGUCGAUGAAAUUUUCCUCUUAGGUUCAUCUGUUCUGUCGUGUCUCUGUGCAAGAAUGGAUGGAUGGAUGUACAGGAUCCGGCCACUCAACACACUACCCUUCGCUGAGUGUACUUGUACCCUUGUUUCGGGCUCGAGAAGCGUGGCAAUAUACGCUGAAGCAGCAGAUCGGUGAUCUUGCAUGGAAUGCAGGAUCCUGGGAGUAGCACCUGUCUUGUUAUACUUGCUUACCAGUAGCACUUCACAUUGGCAUGGCUGGGUGUCAGCGCUCCUGCUUCCUG
This is a messenger RNA of Parathielavia appendiculata, 3060 nucleotides long. RefSeq names its product translation initiation factor eIF-3b. Gene Ontology annotation, molecular function: translation initiation factor activity; RNA binding; translation initiation factor binding. Gene Ontology annotation, cellular component: eukaryotic translation initiation factor 3 complex. Lineage: Eukaryota; Fungi; Ascomycota; Sordariomycetes; Sordariales; Chaetomiaceae. Gene Ontology annotation, biological process: translational initiation. The coding region runs from base 383 to 2650 and encodes 755 amino acids. The transcript is spliced from 3 exons. The record is from RefSeq and is a predicted model, not a curated record.